Molecule: messenger RNA, 933 nt
Organism: Enhydra lutris kenyoni (northern sea otter)
Lineage: Eukaryota; Metazoa; Chordata; Mammalia; Carnivora; Mustelidae
Product: olfactory receptor 2M3-like
Biological process (GO): G protein-coupled receptor signaling pathway
Cellular component (GO): membrane
Molecular function (GO): olfactory receptor activity; G protein-coupled receptor activity
Source: RefSeq, a predicted model, not a curated record
AUGGCAUGGGCUAAUCAGAGUUUCACCUCUGAUUUCAUCCUUCUGGGUAUCUUCAAUCACAGCCCUACUCACAUUUUCCUCUUCUCUUUGGUCUUGGGCAUCUUCAUAGUGGCCUUCAGGGGAAACACUUCUAUGAUUCUCCUCAUCUACAUGGACACCCAGCUCCACACUCCCAUGUAUUUCCUCCUUAGCCAACUGUCCCUCAUGGACCUCAUGCUCAUCUGCACGACUGUACCCAAGAUGGCCUUCAACUACUUGUCUGGCAGCAAGUCCAUUUCUGUGGCAGGUUGUGCCACGCAAAUUUUCUUCUAUACAUCACUACUUGGCUGUGAAUGUUUCCUGUUGGCAGUCAUGGCUUAUGACCACUAUAUUGCCAUUUGCCACCCUCUAAGAUAUCCCAGUCUUAUGAGUCCCAAAAUUUGUGGUCUAAUGGCUGCAUCUUCCUGGAUCCUGGGCUCUACUGAUGGUGUAAUUGAUGAUGUAGUUACAUUUUUCUUCUCCUAUUGUGGGUCCCGGGAAAUAGCCCACUUCUGUGAUUUUCCUUCCCUGCUAAUCAUCUCAUGCAAUGACACAUCAACAUUUGAAGAAGUUCUUUCCUACUGCUGUAUAAUAAUGAUUGUUUUCCCUGUAGCAAUCAUCAUUGCUUCCUACACCUGUGUUAUUCUGGCUGUCAUUCAAAUGGGGUCUGGAGACGGUCGCCGAAAAGCUUUUGCCACCUGUUCCUCUCACCUCAUGGUGGUGAGAAUGUACUAUGGAGCAGCUUUAUUCAUGUACAUGCAGUCCAGUUCAGAUCCCCCCACCCAGGACAAAAUGGUGUCUGUCUUUUAUACCAUCCUUACUCCCAUGCUGAAUCCCCUCAUCUAUAGCCUCCGCAACAAGGAAGUGGCAAGAGCAUUCAUGAAGGUAGUGGGGAAGGGCAAGUCUGGACAAUAA